Molecule: messenger RNA, 1685 nt
Organism: Macadamia integrifolia
Lineage: Eukaryota; Viridiplantae; Streptophyta; Magnoliopsida; Proteales; Proteaceae
Exons: 15
Coding region: 406-1425 (339 amino acids)
Source: RefSeq, a predicted model, not a curated record
GCUUCACAGUGCAGUAACAUGCAGUGUGAGUGGUCGACCUCAAGGUGUGUGACUUUUGCAAAUAGGGUUUGUUUCGGAUUUGAUGUUUGCCAUUUUAAUAGUUAGAUACUUGGAUUUCCACUCCUAGCCAGAAGACGGGGUCUCACGGGAGCUUCAAACUGAUGAAAAUACUGUCUGAACCUGGGACAAACUCGCCAGUUUGACGAGAAGAUUUAUGAUCGAUAGACUCUCAGCGACCAGGUUGGAUUUGACCGGCCAUGGCGAUGGCGCUUCCUCUUGGGAAGCUCACUAUCCUCGUCGGUGCAGGUAUACUUGGGUCUGUCCUCGCGAAGGAGGGUCGCAUGUCAAAUGUAUCUGACUUUUUGUCUGGUGCUUUUAAGAUUGUUGUGAAGCAAAUUAAAAGAGAUGAUUCUGCGCCAAGUGCCAAACCCCCAAAUGAUGCUCUUCUGGCACAGGUUUCUAAGGAGUCAAAGCACAUUUCAAGGAUUGCAGAGUGGUGGCUUGGUCACUGUGACACCCAAGAAUAUGGUAAAUAGCUUACGUGAAGAACUGCAGCUUUUGGCAUCGGAUAGAUCGGUUAUGAUUAUAACCGGAGGAAGAUCAGGUGCUGGCACCUAUGGGGUCCCAGUUGUCAUCGUUGUUGGUGUAGGAUAUGGAUAUAUAUGGUGGAAGGGUUGGAAGAUUUCUGACAUGAUGUUUGCAACAAGACGUGGUUUAUCUGAAGCUCGCACAGCCGUAGCUAGUCAGCUCGACCAACUUUCCUCAUCCAUUUCACAAGCAAAGCGAUUUUUAUCUUCAAGAAUUGAUCGUGUGGAUUGUAGAUUAGAUGAGUGUUUAGAGAUCACAGCUGCGACAAAAGAGGAGAUUUCCCAAGUACGAGGUGAUACGGAUGUUAUUGGCGUAGAUGUGGAAUCUGUUCAUCGUGCAGUGCAAACUCUGGAAACAAGAAUUGUGAAAAUAUCAGGGAAACAGGAUCUUACAAAUGAAGGAGUUCAAAAGCUUUGCACUGUUGUCUGGGAAUUGGAACAAAACAAAAUGUCGGAGCGUAUUGAGGCAUCACCGUCCAGUUCAUCCAGGCCAGCUUUGGAACUUCGACAAAUAACACCGACAUCAAGGCAGAUGAGUUCUUUGCCACCCAGAGUUUUAUCAUCGGAGCCACCAUAUCCAUCUGCAUCUAGUGAAUCUCCGAAGGUUUCACGACCACUGCAGAGUGCUGUAUCAACCUCGGGUCUGAAGGAGCUUCAAGGAAUGACAAAUGCAACUAUUGAGGCAUCAACGCGACCCGAACUUAAUAAUGGGAUCCAAAAUUCAGAAGCUGUGAACGGCAAUGAAUCUAUGAGUAGUUCCAGUCGGACUGGGUGGAGAUUUCCUGGAUUAAAUGGAUAUUUUCUUUCAAGAACACACAGUGCAAAUUACUCCAAGUAGGAUUUUCCGGGCAAAUCACCCCUCUAUUGAUCAUUAUUUAUCUGUAUAUUUGAUACAUACAUUAGAGUUGAUAUGCUGUGCGCCUGUGCGGAUUCUCUCAGGUUGAGAGUGCUUGCUAUAUACAUGAAAACAGGACCAAGCACAAAAUUUUGUAGAUCUUAAUUUUUAUUUGGUGACAAGAACUUUCCCUUCAUAAUUGCAAUAAAAAGGGGUGUGGAGGAAAAGUAAUAAAAACAAAGGUGGGGAGGAGUUCUACAUAA